Aspergillus saccharolyticus JOP 1030-1 is the source of this 842-nucleotide messenger RNA. RefSeq names its product cytochrome P450. The transcript is spliced from 3 exons. Bases 1 to 717 code for a protein of 238 amino acids. Lineage: Eukaryota; Fungi; Ascomycota; Eurotiomycetes; Eurotiales; Aspergillaceae. The record is from RefSeq and is a predicted model, not a curated record. Gene Ontology annotation, molecular function: heme binding; monooxygenase activity; oxidoreductase activity, acting on paired donors, with incorporation or reduction of molecular oxygen.
AUGUUCGGCGCAAGUUUGGACGAGCGCGUGAGUCAAACCGUCAAGCGAUGCUCGACUAUCUUUCUGACCAUCCAGGAGGAGAGACUCUGGGUGGUCUAUGCAGCCUCGCAAUCAACGUUAUCGGUCAAGCUGCAUACACGAAAGCCCCCCCCCCCCGUGUCGCCGAUAAUGUCCAGGAGGAGCGCCAGACGGGGCAAUUUGUACGUCUUUACAUUUGCAGGCUACCAGACUACAGCCAACACGAGGGGGUUCACGGUGACUCUUCUUUCUCUAGAUCCUGAAUGGCAGGAUUGGAUCCACGAAGAGCUGCACAACCUGCCUGCGGACCACUCGAACUGGCCUUAUGAAGAAGUAUAUUUCCGUUCGAAAGACCACUUCGAAGUCCUCCUCCAUUUCACCCUCGUGCUCCACUCGACCCGCGCGGUGCUCGAAUCCCAGCAACUUGUCAGCGAGACGGGCACGUAUUACUUCCAGCCGCCGGUGAUGGUCACUGUCUCUGCAGUAGCUAUCCACUUUGACGAAAGAAAUCUGCGGCUAGAUGUUGCCGCGUUCAAACCUUCGCGCUGGAUCGGAGAUGAGACUGGCAGGGUAAAAGUCCCGCCCAAAGUGACGUUUCUUCCGUGGUCUGGAGGACCUCGCAUCUGUCCCGGUGUGAAGAUAGCGCAGUGCGAACCUAUUCCUGUCGAUGGGCCUGCGGAUUUGGGUGCUCUACGGUAAAGACUGCUGAAUCUGGCAGACAGAGCGGUUUCCAAGGCGACACUGCAGGUUGAGGAUCCGGCAGCUGUGCAGUUGCGGUGGGUGAGAGACGUAGCCUAGUCCCUACUGUAUAUACAUCUAUUCCC